Pestalotiopsis fici W106-1 is the source of this 1203-nucleotide messenger RNA. RefSeq lists its product as uncharacterized. The record is from RefSeq and is a predicted model, not a curated record. Lineage: Eukaryota; Fungi; Ascomycota; Sordariomycetes; Amphisphaeriales; Sporocadaceae. The transcript is spliced from 5 exons. Gene Ontology annotation, molecular function: hydrolase activity. The coding region runs from base 1 to 1203 and encodes 400 amino acids.
AUGAUCCUCGGACCCAUUUCGUACCUGGACUGCCUCGUCUUUUGCAUCCUUCUGGCGCCGCAGCUCCUCAUUCACGUGGGCCUCUUUGGGACCGUGGCCACGGCGCUACAAUGUCUCCCGUUUCUAUUGUUCCGCCUACCCUAUGGAUUCCUCCGCGACCGCCUCGUGGUCCCGCACGCGCAGAGGAGCCCCUUUGUGCAGGUCGCCAGCCCAUUCGAGGACUUUGUCAUUCGCUGCGUGCGGUACGCGUUUGCCAAUGUGUCGCCCAGGGUCGGCAGGGUUUUCUUCUCCAAGGCGGUGGCGCUGCCGUUUAUGAGGUUUCGCAUGUUGAGACAUGGGAUUGUCAGGAAACCGGUGCAUUGGCAUGAACAUGUUGAUAAACGAUUCAAGGGCGUCUGGUUGAUCAAGGAUCCAUUAAAGAAACCAGAUGUUUGCAUAUAUUAUGCUCAUGGUGGCGGCUUCAGCAUGGGAUCCUCCUACUUUUACCUCGAAUAUCUCUUGGCAUGGUUAAGCAUGAUGGGCGAAAGCGGCUUCGACAACCCGGCUGUAUUCGCCUUGGAAUACACGUUGGUUCCCGACGGCACAUUUCCGAAACAGCUCCACGAAGCCAUCGCCGGCUACGAUCAUGUCGUUUCGACAGUAGGCGACGCUUCCAAAAUUUGCAUCAGUGGCGACAGCGCGGGUGCCACGGUGCAGAUGAGCCUUCUCCUGCAUAUAGCCAACCGGGAGUACGAUCAGAGCAAGAUGAAUGAGAGCGGUUCCUGGCAGCUUCCCAAGCCGGGAAUGGCGGCCUUUAUAUCACCUUGGGUCACUCUGAUCUCUGAGAGGCAUCAAAAUACGGCCAGCGAUUACCUCGACAGUGGCAACCUGCAUCAGUAUGCGCGUGAAUAUGUCGGCAAGCAUGCAAGAGCAGACGAUCCAAUGAUAUCUCCAGGGAACUGCAGAGACGUGUCCUGGUGGAAGAGAGCUUGUCCCAAGGGAGGAAUGUACUUUGCCUAUGGCGCAGAAGAGGUGUUUGCGCCAGAGAUUGAGAGUUUGGUCGAGUUCCUGAAGAAGAACAAAGUGCCAGUCAGCAGCAAGGGCGAGCCCGGUGGGAUACACGCAUGGCCCGUGGCAGCACUGUUCCUGGCAAGUUCCACUGAGGAGAGACAAAAAGGCUUGAAGAGUGUUGUACAAUGCGUUCGUGAUUCACUGCCAACAUGA